Recurvomyces mirabilis is the source of this 3075-nucleotide messenger RNA. RefSeq lists its product as uncharacterized. The record is from RefSeq and is a predicted model, not a curated record. The transcript has a single exon. Lineage: Eukaryota; Fungi; Ascomycota; Dothideomycetes; Mycosphaerellales; Teratosphaeriaceae. Bases 1 to 3075 code for a protein of 1024 amino acids. Gene Ontology annotation, molecular function: transmembrane monodehydroascorbate reductase activity; heme binding.
AUGGAUCUGUCGCCGGCGGGAAGCAGCAGCUACACUUCCAAUACCCUCCAUGUCGGCGAUGGAACAUGGGAUAAUGGCCGCGACACAUUUCUCCUACCCAACCUUAUGGGCGUCAAUUUCGCUACGAUGCAAUACAAUGGCAUGGGGAAUCGCUUUCGAGAUCUACCAGAGUACCAUCGCCUCAUCAUCGGGCACGGCGUUCUGGCAACCGUGGUCUUCAUGGUCAUUGUGCCCACUGCAGCUUUCACGGCCAAGUUCUACACGCGCAAUCCAAGGACGGCUAUCAAGCUGCAUGUCUACCUGCAGAUAUUGACCGUAUUCCUGCUCACUGUGGUGCUGGUGCUAGGCUACAUCGCAGUCGGGCCCGCAAGAUCGUUAUCGAAUCCACAUCAUGGUAUUGGUGUGGCUAUAUAUGUCCUGGUACUGGCGCAAUUCAUCUUCGGCUGGCUGAUGUCGAGAAUUGAGAAGAGAAGGAAGAAUCCACAAGACUUGACCAGAGUACCGAAGAAGGUCUGGUUCCACAGACUAUUCGGGCGGACGAUAGCGAUAUUGGGCAUUGUACAGGUUGCACUGGGUCUGACGUUAUACGGUAGCCCGAGAUAUCUGUUCAUACUGUAUGCCCUUGUCGCUACACUGCUGGCACUUCUGUACAUUGUGAUGGAUCGAGUGUACUUUGAGAAGAGGCAUGUGAUGUUUGGACUAAACUCGCAACCUGAGUUCUACUCAGACUAUGGCAGCUAUUUGUCAGGCUCGCGGACAGACUAUGGACCAGGAUCCAGACCAGGAGGAGCUGCCCCGCCGAUGCGACAGCAAAAUGAGAGUCACUGGGGUCGGAACGUGUUGGCAGGUGUUGGGGCGUUGGGAGCGUAUGAGGCAUUCAAACGGAGGCGAAGUAACAGACGAGACGACCGAGAAGAGUCUGGAGUUGAGGAAGAGCGCAUGCAGAGUGUAAGGCGCGAGGAGCGAGAGCAGGCAGAAGUGGACGCGGAGCGCAGACACGGACUUCCGCCACCGGGAAUGGCGCCUUCUGGAGUGUCGACAUCAAGGCCUGGCAGUAGACCUCCUCCUGGCGUUGAGUACGGAGCCGGCAGUAUAGCAACAGGGAUGGGUCCACGGCCCGGCCAACCCAGACCUGACAGCCAGAUGAUGACUCCAGCUCGGGUGCGGCGAAAUGACGAUAACAGACUAAGCCCGGAGUCGUGGGAGAUGGAUGAGAAGUAUCAGCAGCGACCGCAAGAUAACACUUGGCGCAAUAGGAUACUGGGUGCGGGCGCCGGUAUUGCAGCCUUCGAGGGCGUGAGGCGUGUGUUCAGUGGACGACGCAAGCGACAGGAAGAUGGAUAUGUGGACGGUAACUACAGACCAGCGUUAGGUGGCAGUCACAACAUGGUCAGCCAGACAGAUGUUUCGAGAGUGGAGGCUGGGCAGGCACCAUUCUCACCAGAUAAUCCUUGGCGGCAAGAACGUAUGAAUAUGGCUGGAGUGCAGCCGAUGACACCAACUGCCACACCCUCACGCCCGCCACGGCGGCCCCAGCCUGAUGUGGAUUCACUCGACUACAGCGACGAUGAGAGCGUGAUGUCGCCAAGACCCGGCGGUAUGAGGCCAAACUCACAGUAUGAGAAUACCGGAGGAGAUGGCCAUACGCUCAGGAACAGCAUCGCAACGCUUGGUGCCAUCGCAGGUUUCAGAGAAUGGAACCAGCAUCGAAAGGAUAGACGAGAACGACAACGACUCGGUCGCUUACGGCAGGAUGAGCUGACGAACGAGGAGAGUUCGUACAAUCGUCGCACGUCUGCCAACUACCCACAUCCACAGGAUGCAGGUGGCAGGGGACCGAGCAUGGGUGGUACAGUGACGACAGCUGAUCACGGACUCAACGGAAGCAAUCCAGAACUGGGCCGAACGAAUAUCGGCAGACCGGACACUAUGCAGCCACCUCUACCGGCUACAGCUGGUACGAUUGGUAGUGGUAUUGGCCCUGGCUAUCCACAGAGCACGGUCGGACCUAGCAUCAGCCAGCAACGGAUCUAUCAGACAGGCGAAGGGUAUAGUCUACCGCCGCCGCCAGCUGGGCCUCCGCCUCAAGGUAUCAGACAAGACCGUCUGCCACCUCCGCCACCCGGCCCACCACCCGGAGGUAUGCAGCCGAAUGAAUAUCUUGCGCCCGAGCCAGGUUCACUGCAAAUGCCAUCAGGCGCUAUUUACCCUGAUCCAUCUCGACUCGUGUCAUCGGGAAAUGUAGUCCAGCAAUCAUCGAGCGGCCGUCCCAUUCGUGAUGCAGCGGCUGGUGCAGCCGUAGGAACCGCAGCAGCGAAUGUUGCUAGUAACCAUCGACGACGGAAUUCACAGUCGGAAUCUCCGUCUCGCAUGCAUUCGCGCCAAAGCUCGACCAGCCGCUUUCAGCAUAGAGAUAGACGCGGCAGCAACGCGUCAGGCACGAAUUCGACAUCAGCACUCAACACAAGCGUUCCACCUGCAGGCGACCAGCCGACUUCGCCACCAGUGAGUGUCAAGGUCAAGAUGCAUAACGAUGGCAAACACGUUACCCUCCGACGACUGAACGAAGAAGAAGCUGCCGCCGAGCGCGCCGCACGUAGAGCAGAGCGUCGUGACCGCCGACGAAGAGGAAGUAGUGAGAUCAGCUCAGGUCUCGAAGGUGAUCUCCCGCCAGGCUCGAAUCAGCGCUACAAACGGACAGGUAUCGGUCGCCGUCCCAGCGCUGACCAGCCCAUCACCAAUGUCCCUCCUCCACCACCCAUGAGUUCAACAGCUGGCUCGCAUCGGCCGCCAUCCGAGCUCAAUCUACCGCCGACUCCGAUUAUCGCAGGCCCAUCAAUGGGCGGUGGUAUAUUACCACCAGCCACCCACUCACUCUCACCACAAGAUGGACAAGGUCUGAGUCCACCACCAGGCCACGCUCCAGCCGACAGCGGCAUGACUAGUCCUGGUGACGCUGGUACUGGGACUGACUUAAGUGCUUUUGAUACGAAUAGACGAAGGCGAAGGGCCGAGAGGGCAAGGAGGCUUGAGGCGGCUAGGGGUGGUGGUGGGAGGAGUGUGGAGUUCACGUAG